Lentinula edodes (shiitake mushroom) is the source of this 884-nucleotide messenger RNA. Its product is annotated as glycoside hydrolase. The record is from RefSeq and is a predicted model, not a curated record. Lineage: Eukaryota; Fungi; Basidiomycota; Agaricomycetes; Agaricales; Omphalotaceae. The transcript has 10 exons. The annotation marks the transcript as partial.
GAUGUCUUUCUCUCGACUAGCUCUUUUUAGCGUUAUAGCUCUGAGAGCUAUUCACGUCGGUUUGGCUCACUACACAUUCCCUGACCUUAUUGUCAAUGGGACCGUCACCUCUGACUGGCAAUAUGUGCGGGAGACUGCGAAUCAUUACACCAACGACCCAGUUACUGAUGUGACUAGUGACGCCAUACGAUGCUAUGAGCUCGAUUCAACUUCUGCUGGUGCUGCUGGUAUUGCUACUGUCGCAGCUGGUUCAACUGUUGGGUUCCAGCCCAAUAUCGACCUGUACCAUCCAGGGUACCUUUCUGCAUACAUGAGCCCCGCAGUCCCAGCAGCAAACUCAAACAGUGCGGGCUUGAAUUCGACUUGGUUCAAGAUUUGGGAAGCGAAUCCCCAAUACUCCGCUGCGACAGGAAUGACCUUCCCUACUCAGAAUGAGGUUCAAUUUACGUUUACUAUUCCUAAAUCAACUCCAAGCGGACAAUACCUUCUCCGAGGUGAACAAAUUGCCUUGCACGUUGCAAGUACUGUCGGUGGUGCACAGUUUUACAUCGGAUGUGCACAAAUCAACGUUGUGGACGGAGGUGAUGGCACUCCGGGUCCUACGGUCGCUUUCCCAGGUGCUUAUUCUGCCACCGACCCUGGUAUUCUAAUUAACAUUUAUGCGUUGCCUGCUGGAUACGCUGGAUACCAAGCUCCUGGCCCUGCUGUCUGGAGUGGAUGAUUGCUCUGAUUAUAUAUUUGCCGAUCGAUGUCCACACACUUGUAAAGCGCUGAAUACAGUACUGUUGAAUGAAUUUGCCUUCUGAAUCUCACUCCUACAUUAUCAUAGUCGUUCGAGUCUUCAUCGUAUAACCACUCGUUUUACAAAUCGUACAAUUGACCAC